This is a messenger RNA of Acaulospora colombiana, 402 nucleotides long. NCBI's taxonomy places the organism in Eukaryota, Fungi, Glomeromycota, Glomeromycetes, Diversisporales, Acaulosporaceae. The record is from the annotation of a GenBank genome assembly.
AUGGGGGGCGUAAGCACGGGAGGUUUGGUAUCAAGUAAAGAGGCGGGUAACAGCGCAGUGGAGGAGGUCAGGUGGGGUGACCCAGUAUUGAGAGAGGGGGUACGUGAUGCGAUUAAGUUUUUAGUGAGCGUUGGAAUGAUUGGUUGGAACGGGGUCAGCGCAAAUAAUUUUAAAAAGAGAAGAUUGGCGCCGUGUGCGGGCUCGAGAGAGGGGAGAUCGGUACUCACGAGACCUGUCGUAGUCCCAAUGAAGCGGACCAAAAAGAAGGCACCAGUGGCAGCUGCUAAGUCCCGCUUUGGAAGAGAAUUGGUGAUAACCUGGAACGAGCGUUCAUUGAGAGUGAUCAUGAGACCUAUUCAUAAAUACGAAAUCAGUAAUGGAGUCUCGACGCCUAAACGCUGA